Centropristis striata (black sea bass) is the source of this 4206-nucleotide messenger RNA. RefSeq names its product progestin and adipoQ receptor family member VI (gene paqr6). Gene Ontology annotation, cellular component: membrane. The transcript has 8 exons. The coding region runs from base 16 to 1320 and encodes 434 amino acids. The record is from RefSeq and is a predicted model, not a curated record. Gene Ontology annotation, molecular function: signaling receptor activity. NCBI's taxonomy places the organism in Eukaryota, Metazoa, Chordata, Actinopteri, Perciformes, Serranidae.
UGAUCUGUGAGAGAGAUGUCCAUGCAGGGGUCUGUGCUCGCAGUGGGGAAAUGCCUCGCCUGCCUGGAGUUUAUGCUGUUUCCAGUGUGGCGGGGGAUCAGGGUGGGUAGUGGCGUGGGAGGCGGGUGGAGCCAGGGCUGGGGACGCUGCUUGCGAUGGGACCCUGACAAUCCUGGACAAGGCGCCCGGAUCCCGGUGUUUGACUACCCCGUCUGGGUUGUCCUCUGUCGUGGAGGACACGCCAGACUCAGGGAGGUCUGUCAGAGAGGGAGGGGGGCCAUCAGACUGCCCACAGACAUGCUCAGCAUCAAGCUACCCCAGCUCUUUGACAUCCACCAGGUGCCCAAGGUGUUCAGGGAGGACAGCAUCAUCUCCGGGUACCGUCACCCCAGGAGCUCAGCACUGGACUGUGUCCUCAGCAGCUUCCAGAUGAACAACGAGACGGUCAACAUCUGGACCCACUUCCUGCCAACAUGGUACUUCCUGUGGCGUUUCUGCGUCCUCUUCUCCACAAUGAACUUCCUCACAGACAGCUACACCUGGCCGCUUCUGGUCUACAUGCUGCUCAUCUGCAUCUACCCCUUCACCUCCAGCUGCGCCCACACCUUCAGCACCAUGUCCCCAGAGUCCCGCCACAUCUGCUACUUCUUCGACUACGGAGCGCUCAGCCUCUACAGUCUGGGUUGUGCCAUAAGCUAUGGAUACUACGUGAUGCCGGACUGCUGGGUGAACACCUGGCUCCAUCAACAUUUUGUCCCCAUCGCCAUUGGAAACACGGUGCUCUGCACCAGUCUGUCCUGCUACUCCAGGUUCCUGGAGCUGCAGUUCCCACAGAGAAGUAAAGUCUUGAGGACAGGAGCGUUCGUCCUUCCUUUUAUAUUUGACACUGUUCCUCUGUUCUACAGGAUCCUUCUCUGCUGUGGGGGAAGCUGCAGCACAGGCGAGGCCUUGUCCAGUCACUGUUACCACCUCCUCUUCGCCUUCCUCACCUGUUUCCUGUUCACCGCCCACCUCCCAGAGCGGCUGGCCCCGGGCCGCUUCGACUACUUUGGCCACAGCCACCAGCUCUUCCACAUCAGCGCCGUGGUGGGGACCCACUUCCAGAUGGAGGGCGUGAUGGCAGACAUGACGUCGCGGCGGACGUGGCUCCUGGCCCACGGGGUGGCGCCCUCCCUCCUGGGGACCCUCGGCGUGCUGGUCACCAGCCUCGUCCUCAACCUGGGCAUCAUCUGCAUCUUCAGCGCCCCGCUGCUGUGGAAGCCCUGCCACGGCUCCAAGCAGACACACACGACAACGGAGUGCGAGUGCAAGGAGCAGUGAGGAGGGGUGUUUUCAAACGAAAUGUCUGAUUUACUUUCCAGAGGAAAGGUUUGGGCUGUUUGUCUGUGUUGGAGAUGACUAUAACAGCUCACAGUAGUGCUCCUUUAACACUAUCACUCAGAGAUAAAGAUCUGACACACCAGUGCUAAAGCAUUUCUCUAACAACUGAAAUAUUUGCUCAUGUGUUCACUCAGCAGCUGAUGACCCAGUCGCAUUUUAUUGAAGCCUUCACGUGUACAAAAAUGUUUUUUUAAUUUAUUUUUAUGUGCAUUUAAAAAAGGCUCUGGGUUGAAGGAAGCAUGCUGUUGUAACACGACAUAAAGGUGCCUUACAGUAGAGCCACACUUCAUGUUUACAAUAGUUUAAAUCUCAGACUGGAAACAUCUAACGUGGCAGUUUGCAGGGAUUAUAUUCCAGAUUAUUACUCGUCGUUGCAUGUGCUAGGCCAGAAUCUCCUUAACUUGACUAAGGAUUUAUUGGAAAUAUUCUCUGUAACUGGACUACUUGGUUAGUGUGUGAAGCCGUCGUUAGCAUCUAGCUCUACGUAAUAUAAUGCAGAUUGUGUUGCCGGCUCUUAUACAUCCACCUAUUGAUUCCAUUCUGCCAGGACUGGAAUUGAUUUGCAGGUCAUGUGGGUUUUUUUUCCUGAUUGCCUGCCUUAUUAUAAACCCCACAAUCUGCCCUCAACAGGAGAGGGAAAAAAAGGAAGAAAUGUAAGAGCGCAGCAGCAAUUAAAAGACAGGUACCAUUUUUAUAACAGGACGUUUCCAGGCAACGCUUUAGUGGCCUCAUGCCCCCUGAAGGUCUCCAACAAUUUUUAUGUUCGGAGCAAUUUUCUCUUGUUCUUCCAUCCUGUAGCAUAAGAUCUGUUCUGAACAUUUGUCAUGUACAAAAGCACUCAAACUCGGCGGCCGUGUUUCAACUUUAUAAGAAAAAUUUCCAGUCCAAUUCCCACACUCGUGUUUUAUAAGUAAAGAAUGAAGAGCUUUUAAGGUAUAUUUAGUGAUCGUUUUGGGGGUUGUAUUAACAUGGGAGUGGUGCUUAACAAACCAGUGACACUUGUUAUAUACUGUUAUCUUCUUGUCCCAUGAGACUGUUUCUAACAUUUACCACUGAAAUAAUUAUUAUAUAUUUAUAGAAUUUUAUUAUAUUUAUUGCUUGUUGUAGGUGCAUAAACAGGGAUGCGUGUUUUUCUUUUUGGGGGAAAGCAUCAGAAGACUUUAGAUUAAGAAACUAUAGUUUUUCUUAAUAAAUAAACGACUAAUUCACUGAAAUUUGUGCCUGGUAUUGAGCUUUUUAUUUCCUUAAAACAAGGGGGAAAACAAGUUCUGACUGAUUAUUUCAGUUGCUCAAAAAAACAAACAAAGAUUAGUAUUUUGAUAUUGAAUUAAUAAUUUGAGUCUCUUGUCAGGCAGGAAUGCUAAACAUUUGCUGGUUCCAGCUUCGAAAAUUAGCAUAUUUUUUUUUGCUUUUCUUUGUUUUAUAUCUUUGUAAAUUUAAUAUUUUUUCCCCAGUGUUUUGAUUGAAACCAUAAAACCUAAACAUUAUUGAUUGGGAGGAAAAAGGCAGAUUCAUGUGUGAUAAAAUUCCAAGUAUGAUGAUAUUAUGAUGUUUUAAGGAAAUUAAAUUGACUUGAUAUGCUGCAUAACUUGUAUAAUUCAUUAUUGAUAAUAUCAUAGCAGUAGUGUAUAUACGGAGAAGUAUUGUUUAUUGGUUUUAAUAACUAAACUGUUGUGACACUAACAUACUGCAGGUACAGAUUUCAACAAUGCUCCUUUUUUACUUGACAAACCGUUUGGAAGGCUCAUUUGUAUAAAACAAGUUUUAAUUCUUAGUAGUUUGUAGAUGUAACUCAGACACACGCACACACUCACACAGACGUCUUUUGCUGUUAGAGAGUUUAAUAAGAGGGGAACAUGUAUGUGAUAUUAAGGGAGUGAGGGGUGACGGACAGGUCCGUGCUGGACGCUGCAGUAGAGAAGUCAGAGUGAAUGUUUAGAGCACAAACACACUUUUGUAUUAGAGCACGGGAGAUGUUUAAGAUGUUUUCAAGAUUACACUAUAUAGAAGUCACGUCAGCCUUUAUGUUGCAGACAAAAUGCAGCAGUAUUCAACUGAGUCUGUUUCUGUUUUAUCUCCACCCCUGCCGAGUGCUGAUCGAUUGUUUUUAUUUUCUCUCCAGUCAUCAUCUUACAGCGUUCCUCGCUUUGACCCUGUUGAUUCUUGGAAUUGCAUCAUUACUGGCUUCUGUUGUGGUUCUUUGCUAUCGACCCAAAAUAGUUUGGAACUCAUUUAUUUCUUUUGAGCCGCUGCUGUUGUUUUUUUUCUCCAGCGUCCCUGCACUGUUUGCGGUGAAGCUCAGAGAUGCUGAAGCUUCCACACCAGAUAGAUCGAUUCUGAUGUCCUUAAAAAAUGCAUUUUUUAUAUUUAUUUGUGACCAAAUUCUCAAUCUCAAGCCCAGAAGGACUUAAGACCAGAUCACUGUUACUCAUGCAAACCUUAUUGGUUUUUACUCCUCAGUGGACAAGCAGAUUCAGGGUGUAAUUUUCAGGAAAACGGGGCAUUUUUUCCUCAUGACGACUGUUUAAAAAAGCUUAUUGAAGGAUGCGUGAAAACGUGAAACAGAGAGCAAAGACGAGUGAAACAUUUGACACGACAAUAAUUCAAAAACAGGGUUUGAAAGAGUCAUUGGUGCCUUUUUUUUUUAAAACAAAAAGUGUUUUGUACAACCUUUCUUUUGAUAUAAUGCUCUGUUCCUAAAAAAUACAACAAACUACUCUUAAAAUGUAUAAAUGCUUAUUUGUCUUUUGCUGUGUAUAAUUUGUAAUUUGUGACUUUGUUCUACUAGACUUGUGUAAUAAAUUAAGCCUUUUAUAAGUGUUAUAA